This is a messenger RNA of Pocillopora meandrina, 497 nucleotides long. The record is from the annotation of a GenBank genome assembly. NCBI's taxonomy places the organism in Eukaryota, Metazoa, Cnidaria, Anthozoa, Scleractinia, Pocilloporidae.
AUGGCUGAAGUCUCCGAGAUGUAUUUGUCAGAUCUCCCAAGCCCACAACCUCUCGAUAUUGAAUAUGUUCAUUGGAUGAGAAAAUGCCAAUCUGAGACGGACAAACCAGACGCGCUUCAACCUGCCUUAUAGGUUCGAAGUAACUCAAUUCGUUUUUGUUAAAAUUUCCCUUAGGUUAAAAAAUGACAGGUUUAUUGAUUGCAGUUUCAGUCUAUCUACAGGCUUGUGAUGCCGACAUCUUUCCAAACAAUCACCUGUUUUUGCGAAUAGUAUGUACAAUUCUAGUAACAUCAGCUGAUAACAAGCGCUCAAACAGCACUUUAAAACUAGUCAAGGGCUACCUACGGACCACGAUGACAACCGAGAGACUUUCUGGCCUGGCUUUAAUGAGUGUUCAUUAUGAAAAGCCUGUCAAUUACGAUGCUAUAGUUCAGAAAUUUGCUGAACAACAACCUCGUAGAAUGUUACACGUUGAUCCCAUUUUUAGGGAAUCCUAA